CAACCAGCGGGCGGGAUAUCCGCAGCAGUUAGUAGUAGUGAAAGCUAGCUCAGCUAAUAACAUGGCGAAGACUUACGAUUACUUGUUUAAACUACUUUUAAUCGGCGAUUCAGGCGUCGGGAAGACCUGCGUGCUAUUCAGAUUCUCAGAAGAUGCCUUCAACUCAACGUUUAUCUCAACUAUAGGUAUUGAUUUCAAGAUCAGAACAAUAGAAUUAGAUGGAAAGAAGAUCAAGCUACAGAUAUGGGAUACAGCAGGACAAGAGAGGUUCAGGACCAUCACGACAGCCUACUACAGAGGAGCCAUGGGCAUCAUGUUAGUGUAUGACAUUACCAACGAGAAGUCCUUUGACAACAUCAAGAACUGGAUACGGAAUAUAGAAGAGCAUGCAUCAGCAGAUGUGGAAAGGAUGGUCCUCGGGAACAAAUGUGAUUGCAAUGACAAGCGACAGGUGUCCAAAGACAGAGGAGAGAAGCUGGCGCUGGAGUACGGUAUCAAGUUCAUGGAGACCAGCGCAAAGGCGAACAUCAACGUCGAGAAUUCCUUCUUAACCCUCGCCAGAGACAUCAAAUCAAAAAUGGACAAGAAGCUGGAGGGCAACAACCCGCAGGGCAGCAGUCAAGGAGUAAAGAUUACAGAACAACCCAAGAAGAGCAGUUUCUUCCGCUGCCGGCUCCUGUGAGGAGCCUGGAGCGUCGGCAUCCACCAUCGCCUUAACUGUGUCCCCCACUGGACAGAACUGGACAGAGCACACUCGGAUCUCUCUUUUACUUCUCUUCACUUGUCUUCCUCCUUCUCUUUUUUCUCUAUUAGGAGAAACAAACGUUUGUCACUCUUUCGGUUCCCUUGACAACUGUGAAUCUAACUACUGUGGCCUCUGUUAGAUGCUAAAUCAGAUUUCUUUUUUUUUACGGUUGCUCAUUAGAUUCCAACUCCAUUCCUUAGAUUUUAUUGACUUUUAAAGACUGCCUCCUUGUGAGACACUAGAAACGAUCAAACCGUUACUACUCACAAUAAUGUCUGAUUCCCAGAUGGUUUCUUUCACCUGUUGUCAGUGUCACUUGGUGAAGUCUUUAUUUAUUCGAUCCUUAUCACUAGAUAAAAGUAGCCCGAAUAGAGUGCUGCAGGAAUGAGUCCAUAAACCUGUAAAUGAGUUAGCACUGUAGCACUAUCGGUUCCCUCGUCUCAAAAUCAAUGGUUUUUUUGAGUGGGUUUUUAGUUAGAUACCUGAAAUAAGGGUCUGUGGUUUAGCUUAAGAGAUUUAAUUGUUUGUUCUACGUUAUAAAAUACAACUCGGCCAAGUGAGUCGUGUAAUUGCGGUCCAGCCGAAAAUCACAAGAGUGGUGUUCAUUUGUGAAGAUUAUCUUGCUGAACAAAACGUGAAAGUAUCAUAAACGUUUGUUUGCCACAGAGCUUAUUUUCUGCAAUAAUCCAAAACCCAACGGAAAAAUCCCAUUGGCUUUAUGUCGAGGGACCCGGGGCGAUGCUAACUUCCUGGUUGAUCUACAAAAAUGCAUCAUCCCUGGAGCACUCUAUUAUACUUCCAGAAAAGACUUACUAGUCCGAAGGGCUUCCUAAUUUUGAAUAUACUCCAUCUCUCGAAUAAUGACAAUGAGAGUACAAUCCAAACUAUUAUACCACGUUUGUGUACUGACUUUUAUACAUCCACAUUAGGUAACAUGUAAAUAUAUAUCAUUGAUUAUGAUUCACCAUAGGAAACAGUAGUGCCAGCGCAUUUUACUCAUCAUAUCAACGUUGGGGUUUACAUGUUCCACCUUUUUUCUACUCAUCUUUCUGUUGAUUUCUUAGGCUGAAACAUUCCUCUUGUGAUGUGCAAUGUAAUGUGUGUGUGUGUGUGUGUGUGUGUGUGUGUGUGGGGCCCAGAUUAAGCCUGUCUUAAGUACUCACACGGUUGCAAUAAGACUGGGUUCUUGACCAAGUAUGCUUGUUUUAAGGGCACACAGAUUGCUUUUGUAGUGGCCUGCCUCAUCAUUUUAGGUAUUGCAAUUUCUAGAUAAGAUGUGAUUGGUGGGUAGAGGUUUAUUUGAUGCACUUCAACUGUUGGACUAGCAAUACCUGACUCUGACACCUGGAGGCAAUACGGUGACACAGAAGGAAUCCCAGCGAUGAUGAAAUCAUUGUUUUAUGCAUUCAUACUUUUCUUCCUGUUGUCAGUUCCAAUGGGGGAACAAUGUACACAGCUUGUUUUCUGGGCCUUGGAUAGGGGCUGUGCUGUAGCAGUAUUUAUGGAGUGAAAACAAAAAACAUAGCACCAAAAUGACAAAGUGCCCUUUUAUGUUCUUAUUGAUUAUUAUGCACUUUUUUUUGUCCUUUCUGUAAAAAAGAAGUUCUUAACAUUUGUUGACUUUGCUUGUUGCAAGUCUUAACUGAAAGCAAAGAAUAUUCAUGCACAAGUUUUCAAUAUCUGGGUUUCCUAAAAUCAUCUGAGCACUGAAACCUCGUCUUUUGAGUUGAUAUAAUGAAAAUAUACUGAAGGCCUUUGAUUUAGAGAUGUUUACCCCCCAUUACAACCUUCCUGUUAAUUGAUAUUUCACUUUUUCCAGCUACUUGCAUCCCCAUUGAUGUUUUUGGGAAUCCCAGAUGCACCCACCCCUCACCCACGAGUCUCCCUCUCCUCUCCCUCCUCUCUCCAUGUCUCGUUUUGGCCCAUUAACACGGCCAUCUGAACUAUGCAUUCUGGGUGCGUAGAAAACCUCAAAAAGCUUUGCACAUUUGACUUGACAAGCUUUAUUUGAGAUUAGGAAUGUGCAAAGGAUCCUUGCUGUUUUAUUUUCUGCUGUCACUCCAAAUUUUGCUCGGUUGAGCUGUUUUCGGGCGCAAAAAUAGGAACCAUUAAUUGAGACGUUUUACGAUGAGAUCAAAUCAUUUCUAGCGGUGCUGAGGAGUCUUUGAAUGGAAUAUGUAACUGCGUAGGUGUUAACCUGUGGAUUUAAAUCGUUGUUAACAUGGUUGGACUUUUGGCACAAUUUCGGUUUAACUGGCUCUCACAGAUUAAAUAAAUUCAUGGCUUGAGUUUGGCUUAAAUUUCAUCUGUACAAUGAGCUCAGUCAUUUGUAAUUCUCGCCAGCUAGGACUUUGCCAUGUUAACAUAUCUUCAGCAUUCCCUGACUAAAUUUGGAUUUCAUCGCUGAUUAUUAAAAAUUAUAUCGUGAGGAAUAAAUUAAAUAAUUCAGCAAUUGUAAAUAAGAUCUACAAUGAUUGUACUGAAGGUUCAUAAAUCUUAUUGAUCUACACAUUUUGUAGAUAUGUGUUUUGAUGAUUUAUUAAAAAUGAGAUUCUUAAAAAAA
This is a messenger RNA of Sebastes umbrosus (honeycomb rockfish), 3308 nucleotides long. RefSeq names its product ras-related protein Rab-8A-like. The coding region runs from base 62 to 682 and encodes 206 amino acids. The transcript has 8 exons. The record is from RefSeq and is a predicted model, not a curated record. Gene Ontology annotation, cellular component: endosome; plasma membrane; synaptic vesicle. Gene Ontology annotation, molecular function: GTP binding; GTPase activity. Lineage: Eukaryota; Metazoa; Chordata; Actinopteri; Perciformes; Sebastidae. Gene Ontology annotation, biological process: cellular response to insulin stimulus; regulation of exocytosis; Golgi vesicle fusion to target membrane.